UCCCCGCCUUACCUUCCUCCGGGCCGGCGCGGUUGGUGGAGAAGGGACCCCCCGUGGGGCGGGUCUCCAGCGUCGCGCUUUUGCAUUGGUGGAGGCGGUGCCGGCGCGCGGGGCGGGGCGCGGCGGCGCGGCCGUGCCAUGUGUGCCGAGCGGUGCCCGGGCGCGGAGGCCGCCUCACAGCGGGGGCAGCCGCCGCCGCCGCACCGCGCCGCACCCUCCUGCUCCCACCCCCGCUCCGCGGGGGAAGCCAGCCCGGGCCAUGUCCUCCGCGCGGGGAUUCCUCUACGGCUACUUCUGCCUUGGCGGCCGGGCGGCCGCCCGCCGCUCCCCGCCUCUCUGCCAGCGCCCGGCGGGGGCUUCCUUAUACGCCCUGCCGGGACUGCCGCUGCUCGGCGGCUUCCGUCGGCGACUCCUCGCCCUCCGCGGGCUGGGCGCUGCCGCCCGCUGCGCGGCUGCAGGGCGGGGGAGGAUGGCGGGGCCCGGGCCGUGGGCGCCGCGGCGGUGGGGCUGCGGCGGGCUGGGGGCGGCGGGCGGCGGGUUCCGGCCGUCGCGCGUGGCGGUGGUGGUGAAGACGACGCGCUACGAGUUCGAGCAGCAGCGGUACCGCUACGCCGGGCUCUCCGAGGAGGACCUCAAGCAGCUGCUUGCGUUGAAGGGAUCUAACUAUGCUGGUCUGCUGGAGCGGCAUCACAUUCAUACAAAAAAUGUGGAGCACGUUGUAGACAGUUUGCGGAACGAGAAGAUAGAAGUUCGUCUUGUUAAACGUCGAGAAUAUAAUGAAGAGACAGUUCGGUGGGCAGAUGCUGUUAUAUCAGCAGGAGGUGAUGGUACAAUGUUGUUGGCAGCCAGUAAGGUCUUUGAUAAAUUUAAACCAGUUAUCGGAGUAAAUACUGAUCCUGAAAGAUCGGAGGGUCACUUAUGCUUGCCUGUGAGAUAUACGCACUCAUUUCCUGAAGCACUACAGAAGCUUUAUCGUGGUGAGUUCAGGUGGCAGUGGCGGCAAAGAAUCCGACUGUAUCUUGAAGGAACUGGUAUUAACCCAGCCCCUGUAGAUUUACAUGAACAGCAGCUAAGCCAAGAGCAACACAGCAGGGCUCACAUAAAUGAAAGAUUCGAGGAUCAAAGAUCUGACAUUUCUGGUCCACAUCUUUUACCAGUGAGAGCACUCAAUGAAGUCUUCAUUGGGGAAUCUCUUUCAUCCAGGAAGAACUUUAAGUCCUGCAAACCCAGUUUUAAAUUCUCGCUUCAUAGGGCCUCCUAUUAUGAGAUAUCAGUUGAUGAUGGUCCUUGGGAAAAACAGAAGAGUUCAGGGCUCAAUGUGUGUACUGGAACAGGAUCAAAAGCAUGGUCCUAUAAUAUUAACAAGGUAGCACAUCAAGCUGUUGAAGAGGUGCUUAAGAUCGCUAAAAAGCAUGGAAGUUUGAAUAUGCCUUUGAACAUGGAACUAGUACAAAAAGUAACAAAUGAUUACAAUGAGUCCUUGAUCUACAGUCCAGAAGAACCAAAAAUGUUUUUCAGUAUUCGAGAACCUAUUGUAAACAGAGUUUUCUCAAGUAGCCGUCAGCGUGGCUUCUCUUCAAAAGUCUGUGUCCGUUCCCGUUGUUGGGAUGCAUGCAUGGUUGUAGAUGGAGGAACAUCUUUCGAAUUCAAUGAUGGCGCGAUAGCUUCAAUAAUGAUUGAUACGGAGGAUGCACUGUGCACUGUUCUGCUGGAAGAAUGAAGGACCCGAAUGUCUUCUGAAACAGUUCUGGAUCCAAAGAGGGAACUCCUGGGGAUAGUCAGCACAUCACAAUGCUGCAUUAAGUUGGAAGUUUUCCUUUUUGGAUGCAAGAGUGUUUGGAGGAAGCUUGAGAUGCUUUUCACUCCUUUGGGUUGGGGAAAUCUUAGCCUGAUAUUUAAGCUCUCUUUGCAUCUUGUGUAAAAGAAAUACAUCUGAAGUCUUUCCUCUAACUUCAGUGAAAACUGACAUUUUAACCUGUAAGGCAAACUUGAAAGAACAUAUUUUUAAACACAAGUAGAUGGGUUCAAAUAUGAAGUCAGUAGCAUUAAAUAUUCAGAUGUACAGUUUUGUAGUAACAGUCUGGGACUGAUGAAACUAAACACCUUCACACGUAUACUUUUGUAGAAAAAUUGACUGUCAAUCUAGUGAUUUGAUGCAAGGGUAUAUAGGUUUUGGUAAAUCCUGAUGUUGAUGUUAUAGAAAUGGAAAUACAAACCUUUUGUAUGCUUUUCAAAAAUUUUACAACUUUGUAGUUUCAUACAACUUGUGAUAAUUUUUUUUUUCUCUUCCAGUAUUUUUUCUACUUUGUAGAUGUACAUAAAAAGUCAAAGCCUGGUAUAAUCACAUCCUGAAUGAGGGAGCUCUUACCUUUUCUCUUUGGUUAGAGAGGGACUUGAAACCCAAGGCUUUUCUGGAGCCCUUUAAUAGUGAUAUACAAACUGUAGGAAACAUGUUGAAGUACAAAAUACUCCUUCACGGAAUGGAUUAGCUGGCUAGCAGGUGUUCAGUCACAGUAGUGUAUGUAGGUGGCUAUCAUUAAGAAAGAUAUUUGGCUUUAUUAAGCAGAAUGGUUUGGAAUUUUAAGUUCUGAGUUUCUUUUUAAUUGAAGAAUGAGAUGUGCUGGAUGCUAGUUGGAGCACAAGUUAAUACCCAUAUUGUUUCCCAGCUUUAAUUGGCAACAAAAUAAUUUUGAUUUUGUGUGACUGACAUAAGUUGAUAAGCAAGUUGAUUACAGGGAAAAAGCUACAACUGUAGAAGAGGAAGUGACUUUUUAGAGAUAAUGUAUUAGAGAAACUGUGAACUAUGACUGCCUUUGAAAGUCUGUGCUGAUAAUUACACAGGUCAGAGGGCAGAAUUUGACAAAAUGAAGAUUCUUACAGCAGGAACUCUUCUGCUACAUGACUUGAAACAAAUGUGUUUUGUCCUGUCUACUACAGGUCUAUUUCCAAAAGUGAGUUUUUCCUCAAACUGCUUUUGAAUUAAGAGACUUCUGUAACAGAUAUUCUCCAGUGUGGCCAAUCAGUGUAUUUAUUGCCAAUCACAAAAUGUAAACUGAUCUUUACAGGUGGAAGAAAUGGAUAAAGGAUUUUUCUCUUCUACAACUUAAGUGUUUGUAUUUGCUUUAUACCAGAAAAUAGGGGAUAUUGAUUUGACUAGACCACUCAAUUCUAGGAAAAUGUGAUUUUCUGAUGGAGCUUUUUGAAUAAGCUAUCACUGUACACAUUUCACCUUUUAAGUGUGCUGCAAAUUGAGUUAUUUACACUAUCUGCUUGAGUUAUCAGGAUUGCAGACCAGAGGGGGAAAUCAAAGUAGCCAUAUACUCUGUCAAAACUUGGUUAAGGUCAGGAACUAUCAGAAGAAAGCUCUUAAUGUCAGAAAAAAAAUCUGUGAAACUGGUCUAAAGGUAAAGAUGUGAAUGACUAAUCUUUUUUAGUAAAUUGGCUGCACAGAGACUAGGGAGUUUUAAUUACUCCUAAUCCAUCUGUAACCAGCUAAGGAUGGUUUAUGUGCCUCUAUCUCAUACACUACUCAAUUUGCUGUUAAGAUUUAAAAAGAAAACCACCACCCACCAAUGGCAUUAACACUAAUCUAUGACUUCCUAGGACUUUACUACUGUGUUAGAGCAGAGGUUUAGGUAUUGGAAGUGUCCUUGAAUACCUGCAUAGACAAAUUUAUAGCAGAACCCCUAUCCUCUACUUAAACACAUUUGUGUGCUGUAAUGUUUGGGAACUGAUGAGUCAGACACCUCUUAAAGGUGCCUGUCAUUCCUUAUAAUGAAUGCUGAGACAAAAAGGAAUGUUUUCAAAGGAUCUACAGACCCAAUGAUCUGAUUUAGGGUUUAGUAAGAGAUGUCACAAUCAAAUUCCUAAUUCAUUUUGCAAAAUGGAAACCUGACCUACUCAUGAGUGGCCUCUACUGGUUUUGUCUAUAUUUAAUUGCACUUCUGUUGAAGCAUUUACUGGUGAAUGCUUGAUUUAAAUAACUAGGAUGAUUCAGAGAUCUAUAGUAGAUAAACAGCUACCUUUUUUUAUUAAAGAAUUGUAGAAUCCUUUUUGUAAUAAAAGUAUCACUAAAGGAUUGCAGUACAGACAACUUACCUGGUAGACAGUAUUCCAUGACAGGACUGAAUAUUGGUUUAAUACUGAUUUCAUGUGCCUGGACUGGCACAUAAUCUCUGCACCUCUUCUACCUGCUGAAUCAAAUCCAUGGUCUUUUCAUUUAGUGCCAGUCCACCCUGUGUUCUGCUAAACUAGACCUGUCAUUCUUUGCUUUUUUAAAAAGUGGUGUUUAUACAUUAUGUAAUAAAAAUUAAAAACUUAAUAGAUGCA
Messenger RNA from Phalacrocorax carbo (great cormorant), 4329 nucleotides. The record is from RefSeq and is a predicted model, not a curated record. NCBI's taxonomy places the organism in Eukaryota, Metazoa, Chordata, Aves, Suliformes, Phalacrocoracidae.